GGCGCGCAUGCGCGACUUCUUCUAUCCCCAGCUGACAUCAACCUCAAGAACUGAUGGCACAGGAGAAUCGUGCAGUAGGCAAAGUGGACAGGAUUGUUCUUGGUCACCUGGCAGCCAUGCACAUGCAGGGCUGCACACACAUGACUCUUCUCCAGAGGUCCAGCACCAGUAUCAACAGGGGCAACAGCAAAAGUUACAACAGCAGCUGCAGCCGCAGCCACAGCAAGAGCAGCAGCAAUUACAGCAGGACCAAGCAUUUUUGGAGGAUGAUGGUAUCAAUAAUUCAAAACCACAGACUGCAGAUAUAUCACAAGAUACUGAGCAUGAGACAAAACACAGUAUAAUGCAACCAAACAUAUGGUUUCCUCAACCAGUAGAAACAAAGAUGUCACCUGAUUCUGGUUUCAUGUCACCUUCACCAUUCAGUAGUGAUGAAGAAUCAGCAAACCACUAUUGGAAUGCGACUAUCAUGUCACCAGCAUUACUGGGGCCAGUGUAUUCUCAAGCAAGAAUGCAGUCAUCUAUCCUCAAUCAACCUCUGCCGCCUUCUACACAAAUGCCACCUGAAGAACGAACAUACAUGAGGCCUUUGGAAAUGCUUUGGAAUCUUCACAAUGACAUGCCAACAGCUGGUGCAUCUGCAUUAACAUUUUCCAGCUACUGUUACAGAAGACCCAUCAGCUCAGUUGUGGUCAGUCCAGAUACUGACAGAAAGCCUUUGUCACAGCCAUCUCUUCAUUUUCCAAUUGCAAACCAGCCACCACAAUCUCAGUGCUAUGUAUCAACAGGAGGAAGUCAUAAAUUUGUUGAAUCGCCACCAAAUUUUCGACAAAAUGACCAGAUAUCCUAUCCACUGAUCUACAACUAUCUUGCUUCCACCGAAGAGCAGCUUUAUCAGAACCAUCUGCAUCAACUGAAUCAACAGUAUCAGUCAUAUCAUUCACAACAAAAUCUUCAUGUGCAAUUACCUGUGGCUGAUGCUUCAACUCCACCACCACCUCCACCUUCACUGCCACCACUCGCAGCCACUGGAGAGCAGCAGUGGAAUGUUCAAGGCAAUGAGAAAGUUGGUCAGUGGACACCGCCAGAUACUACAAGCGCACCAUUAGAGCAAGACAUGCCACAAUUAAUGGGUGACCUUACACUGGCACUUAUGAACACCGUUCCUUCAGAGCUACCAACAACAUCAAAUGAUACUAUUACGCCUCCUGCUGAGAAAUUGUCUGCAUCUCAACCUUCUUGCAUUCCUGCUGUUGCCACAUGUACCACACAAGCAGUGGAAGGUACAAAAGGGAAGAAUCGGGGGAGAACAGCUCCAUUGUCAGUAGCUAGCGGAGCAGAGGAUGCUAGAUCUACUUUUCAGGAAGAUUCGCUUCACUGUGUGAGCUGUCCACAGCAAGAAUGCAACUGGACUGGGAGGCUUCGUAGUUUAGCAUCUCAUCUUCGCCAACGACACGCAGAGGCCAUCAUGUCAGCUACAGAGACAAGCCACACAGUGACUGUAGCUGAACUGCAAGCUCAGCAGCAUGUAUAUUUCCUACAGGAGGCUGGGCGCCGUCUUUUCAUUGUGGCAGCACAUUUCCACGGAGUAAUCAUGUAUAUCACUGUACAGUCAAUUCCAUCUGGCCGCGCAGGUGUAGCCAGAGGAGCCUUAGAAGUUGUGGCCAGUGAUGGCAAACCUCGAUCGUGGAGGGGCAGAAUUAGAGGAUACCAUGAACCCUUAUCUUUGCUGUGGGCUCGUAAACAUUGCCUCACUGUUGAUCCUGCUGCACUUGGAUCGUCAUCCUCCAUCACACUGUAUUGUUCAAUUUCACUUCAUGCCCCUAUGGUGUUGCCAGUUACACAUAAAAACAUGGAACAAGAAGAUGAUGACACCUUCGCACAACAGCAGAAUCUCAAUAAGAAGCAACAAGAAACAGCAAAGGAAAGGAAAUAGUAACAACAAUAGCAAACUGACACUAUCCUGGGUGCUGGUUGCCUUUUGAAUGUUCUUGGUAUCUUUAUGCACGACUGCAGUCAUAAUCCUGGUGUACUGCAAUAUUAUUUUAUACUGGGUACCAGACAAGCAAAAUCACAGGAAGUUGUUGUCCUGACACUGAAGUUCAUUAGCUCAUUUGUUGCAAACAGCUUAUUUCCUGAGGCUAAAGUGUCUCGUGAACAAAGAGAAUUAGUUCUCUUGUUUGAACGCAUCAGUCAUGUUAUAUUUUUGCUAACAAUUCCAUAACAGCAUAAUUUGUCAUGUAGUGUUUAUAUUGUCUCAGUUCAUUUACGAGUCUUUAAUCAUUGGUUGUUACACUUGUGUAAUAGCUAAAAUUAUCUAAUAGUAGGUCUUGACAUAUAAUUAUGUCUUAUUAAUAACUAUUAAAAAGCCAUUUUGCAGAUAAUUAUAUAGCCAAUAUUUUUGGACAAAUAUUUACUAAACAUUUCAUUUUGUCUUACUCUUGGUGAAAAUUAUUACUUAUUUUUGAUAAUGGUUGUUUCUAGGUCCCAUUUUCAAAGUAAUCAGACAAGUGAACAGGAAAUAUUUAUUUGCAGUAGAAACAAAUAAAACACACACACUUUACUCAGAUAAUUAUUAAAUAUGAAAAUCUACCAGAUUUGUUCAUCUGGAUAAGUAAGAAUUCAGUCUUCCUUUAGUUUUUGUAGCCAUUUAUGAGCUCUGAUCUGUUGUGUUAUUUGCAUAAAUUUGCUU
Molecule: messenger RNA, 2692 nt
Organism: Schistocerca piceifrons (Central American locust)
Lineage: Eukaryota; Metazoa; Arthropoda; Insecta; Orthoptera; Acrididae
Exons: 9
Coding region: 8-1936 (642 amino acids)
Source: RefSeq, a predicted model, not a curated record